Messenger RNA from Arachis ipaensis, 948 nucleotides. Lineage: Eukaryota; Viridiplantae; Streptophyta; Magnoliopsida; Fabales; Fabaceae. The record is from RefSeq and is a predicted model, not a curated record.
AUGGACCGAUAUGAACGGCGGAACCAACGCCGGUUUGCUUAUGUGAAGAAGCUUCUGAGUUUUGUGGCCCCACCUAUGGAGGUGCCAGAGAUCUCCACAUCCACCUCGAACCUGAGUGAAGAUAGCAUCCUUGAAAGGGAUAGUGGAAGUCCUGGUCCCGACCACCCCUUGCGCCUCACUAAUAGCACGGAGGACCCCACGCAGCAUAUUCACAGAAGAAAAAAAAGAAAGAAAAGAGAAAGAAGGAAAGAGAGAUGGGGGACCGAAGGAAGAGAAGAAAGGGAGUGGGGAGAAGAGAGGGAGACGGUGCCGGUGGGCAUCACUGCCACCGUUGCCGUCGCUGUGCCGUCGGGAGGGAGAUCUGAGAGAGCGAGCACAGAGUUGAAGGAGCAGAGAAGCCGCGCCGCCGCUGCACCAUGCCUCGCGAACCAUUGCCGCGUCGUGUCUAUCGCCGUCCUCGCAGGCUCUUAUCACAGCCACUGUCCCCGCCGUGAAGUCCGUCGCCGUUGCUGCAGCUGUCAGCGCCGUCGUCCAUGGGUGAGGCAGAGGAGAGAGAUCCGGGAGGAAGGGAGGAUCGGGACCUGUCCAGCCACCGCGCACAGUUGCCGCACCUAUCACCGGCCAUCCUCAUCAAAUCCGCCGCCUCCGAAGCUUCUGGCCGUGACUUCUGACCGCGCCUCUGCCGCCGGAGAGCGCUGCUGCCACCGAAAACCGCCUUUGAAGCCUGUGUAUGUUGGAAACUGCCGCCGGAACCCCUGUCUUCUUGGUUUGGAUUCCGGUAUUUGCGCGUCGAAAUUAAGGUUGUUAUUGAACCACCGGAGCUUCGGGGAGUGCCGGAGCUGCCGCCUGAUCGGUUCAGAGGGUCACUGCUGCUUUGUUUCUCGUGAAAAGUGUUGUUGCCGCGAUUCUUGAUCCCGCUGUUGAUAUUGUCUGAAAAUAAACAAGGUU